Closterium sp. Yama58-4 is the source of this 933-nucleotide messenger RNA. Lineage: Eukaryota; Viridiplantae; Streptophyta; Zygnematophyceae; Desmidiales; Closteriaceae. The record is from the annotation of a GenBank genome assembly.
AUGCGAGCCUCGUCAAUCUCAGGCGUUCAAUCCAACAUCUCCUCGAUUAGCACCAGCAUAGCUGCUCUGAACAAGGAACUAGCUGGGAUUAUCGGCUCAGGCAUAGGCUCGGGAGUAGGCUCGGCGCGAGCGUCGAUUGCAUCCGGUGCUGCUUCCUUGAGGCAGAGCACUGCGAUCCGAGCGGCGCUGAGGCAGCGGCUGGCGGCAGUGACGCAGAAAGUAGCGGGUCUCAACGCGAACGCGUCUGCGCUCGCUGGGAUGGUGAACGGCCUGAGCGGUGCUCUGAACAGCGCUGUGAGCGCCGGUUUGAACGCGGCUGGCGACAGCAGCGUGGUGUCGGGCCUCACGAAUCUUCUGCCCCAGCAGGCUGGCAUGCUGCGUAGCGUGCUGACUUCAUGCAAUGGCCUGCAGUCUCUCCAGGCCGGUGCUGGCCGAUCUUCAGAUCCUCAAGAUGCCAUCUUCAAGGGCAGCCCCUGCAGCAAUGCUGCUUCAGCAGUCCUCACCCUCCCUGGCACAUGGCAGCCCAUGAGCCCUGUGUCUUGGUCGCUGGCCAAUGUCGUGAAGGUGUCGGCUGCUGACGUGGCGGAUGUGCUCGCAUCACUCCAAGUGGUCACCAAUGAUGACCUUUACCUCGGAUUUUCCGGGGCUGACGGGUCACUCUCAGGAAAAAUGAUUGGAGACCAUCCACGAGAACCAGCUGCGGUAGAGAGAGAGAGAGAGAGAGAGAGAGAGAGAGAGAGAGAGAGAGAGAGAGAGAGAGAGAGAGAGAGAAGAGAGAGAGAGAGAGAGAGAGAGAGAGAGAGAGAGAGGAGAGAGAGAGAGAGAGAGAGAGAGGAUAGAGAGCGCAAGCAGAGCAGCAGCAACAGCAGCAGAAACAGCAGCAAGCAAGCAGCAGCAGCAGCAAGCAGCAGCAGCAGCAUGCGCCGCACAUAA